Messenger RNA from Punica granatum (pomegranate), 2922 nucleotides. The record is from RefSeq and is a predicted model, not a curated record. Lineage: Eukaryota; Viridiplantae; Streptophyta; Magnoliopsida; Myrtales; Lythraceae.
CAGAUGGUCUGGCUUCCGCCGUAGAAGCCAAUGCUCUGACGAAAGACCGGGAAAAUGGCCGUCGUGGUCUCUCCAAGUUUUCUGCAACUCCGAUCAACCUCUCUCUCUUCUAUUCCUUCAUCUUCUCCAUCCUCUUCCUCGUCGUCCAUCUCCAUAGCUGCUUCAACAGUUUCGAAGCUGAACGGAAGACCCAUUCGUUUCCACUCAGUGUCUGCUGAUGGACUAAGCAUCGACCUCCCCUUUGUCACCCCCAGAAGAGUGCUGUUGACACCGCUUGCUAAGGCGGCUGGCACUGAUGAGGUGAUUCUCGUUGAUAGUGUCGACUCUCUCUCAGACAGUAAUGAGGAUGAGAUUUUGGCUGCGGGGAAAGGCCUACUGGAUGCGAAGCUUCAGCGGAAGCUCGAGCAGAAGAUGAGGAUGAAGCUGACGAAGAAAGCCAGGCUCCGGAGGAAGAAACUUGUUCGGAGGCGGAGGAUGAGGAAGAAGAAGGGUCAGUGACCACCUUCCAAGGUCAAGUAAUCAAUUCCAGCCUGUCCUCUCACCGCUGUGCCUAUUGAUCUCCCUCUCUCUCUCUCUCUUCCAUUCAGAGUCAUGUCGAUAAAUCUGGCAUCUUCCAUGACUGUUGACGGUGGAUUUCUUUUUUUUUUUUGGGGGGUGGGGAGGGUAAAGGAAAUUUUUUUUUUUCGAUUCUUCAUGGAUAUGUCUACGGCUUUUGAAAAUUUUUGGUAGGAAACGGGGCAAGAUGCCCACGGUUUUUGAAAAUUAGUGAAGGGAAUGAAAUGAAUAUUCGAGUUUCUAUUUUUGUUAAUUAAUAGCAAUUGGGUCUACCCGCGAAAUUCCCGGUUGAAUUUGGGAGAUCUUCACUGUAAUCGGACAGGAAGUUGUUGGCGGAGAGAGAAGGGGAGAGAUAGAUAGAGAGAGAGAGAGAUAGAGAUGGUUGUCUGAGAGGGAGAGAGAGGUGAGAUGAGAAUAUUGAGGAGAGGGGUGAUCUGGUGAGAGGAUUGGGAGCAGGAGGCGCUGUUUUUGUUCCAAAAAAAAAAAAGAUGUGAAAGGACAAAAAAGAAGAACCAGAAAACACCACAGGCAGGAAUUCGAUCCGAGCUUCGUCGAGCCAACACAAUCGAUCGAAGGAGCAAGAAGAAGAAGAGCAAACUAGCGGGUGUUUUCGAGGACAAUUUCUUCGGGGUUGCCUGUCUUUGUUCUUUUUUCAUGUGCAGAUGAGAUUAUAAUAAAGGAGAGGAAGAGACAGACAGGCAGAAGAACAAAAACAGGGAACCUGAGCAUGAACAAAGUUCAUAGCUGGGCCUCUUCCUCCAUGGGGACGGCCUCCUCCACCAAACCCGCUCCAAGGAGGAUCUACCAAGUUUGGAAGGGUAACAAUAAAUUCCUCUGUGGUGGCAGACUGGUCUUAGGUCCUGAUGCAGCAUCAUUGUUGUUGACCUCAGUCCUCAUCGGAUGUCCCGCAAUCACAUUCUGCAUAAAAAUGCUUUUACUACUCAGAGUAGUCGAACCCUCCUUCGGUUACCCUGUGCUGAUUGUUGGAAUGAUCCUCACUCUUAUGUGCAGGACUUCACCUUCCUCUUCCUAACAUCUGGAAGAGAUCCUGGGAUAAUUCCGAGGAACAAACAGCCUCCCGAAUCAGAUGAAAUGGUGGACUCGACCACCCAAUCCAUAGAAUGGGUCAAUAGUAAAUCAUCACAACUGAAAAUACCUCGAACUAAGGAUGUCCUGGUCAAUAAUAUCACAGUAAAGGUGAAGUUUUGCGACACUUGUUUGCUGUAUCGCCCGCCUCGUGCUUCCCACUGCUCCAUCUGCAACAACUGUGUGCAGAGAUUCGAUCACCAUUGCCCCUGGGUCGGUCAAUGCAUCGCACUACGCAAUUAUCCGUUCUUCAUAUGUUUCAUCACUUCUUCAACCAUCUUAUGCAUCUACGUGUUCGUGUUCUCGUGGAUCAAUCUUCUUCGGCAAGGACGCGACUUGUGGGGUGCCAUGUCCCAUGAUGUUCUGUGGGUAGUCCUCAUCUUUUAUUGCUUCAUAGCCGUUUGGUUUGUUGGUGGUCUUACAGUCUUCCAUUUCUACCUUAUCGCAACGAAUCAGACAACUUAUGAGAAUUUCCGGUAUCGAUAUGAUAAGAAAGAGAAUCCAUACAGCAGGGGGAUGUUUCGGAACAUAAAGGAACUAUUCUUCUCUAAGAUCCCACCGUCGCUGGUUGACUUCCGAGCAUGGACAACAGAAGAUGAGGAAACGAUACACGGGUCCGUUGUAUUGGACGUUGAUAGAGGCUUUGUUCUCUCAAAAGGAAAGUUUGACCUUGAAAUGGGAGGUACUCUUGGGAAGGAUGGAAUGAUGCAUAUGCCAAGCAUUCUGCAGAAUUUGGAUUAUGUUGGAAUCGAUGAGAAGUUGAAGAGAAAGGAGGGAGGUGGAGAUAACAAGUUUGAUGCGUUUUAUUUCCCGCCCGAACUAGAGUCAAGAUUCUCGAAGAACACGCCGAGUACGAGAAAUGUUAGUGAUAAUAAGAAAAUGCCUGAUGCUCGGUAGCACUGUGUAUACCUGGCCACCUCACAGAGGUGCAGGUCAGAAAGAUUAUCUGGUACGACGAGCCUGUGCAUGCUGCUCCGGAAACUAGAGGUAAAAAUGAGAUGUUGGUGGUUUCAUUUGUACUCCGAAAUUAGUGAAGCAGUUUAUUCAAGUUAAUGCCUUCAUUCAUCCGUCUUGUCCCAAACGAGCUAUAACUUGUGGCCAAAAGAUGGUCUUGUUUUUCCCGGAAUUUAUUCAUCCCAGGGAAUGUAUAUCUGAUGUUACUGACUCGCCCCUUUUACUAUUCUCACCCAGUUUUGGAUGUCAGGCUUGUGUUUCGUAACCCGACCUCCCAAAUUCUCUGAUACUGGACAGAUCGAUAAUAUACUCAAUCUUUAAUUAUAA